AUGGGCGACGCCAGCAGUCCCCCACCCAUCAGCACAGCGUCCAAACCAUCUGGCCUUCCAUCGCCAAACCCAACAAAAUCAUUCUGGCAAACCUCGCACCCCAAUUCAAUCGCACAUCACCGUUCGACAUCGUCUCUGCCGUCAAAGGCCGCGAUCGUCGUUAUCGGUACUGGGGUCAGCGGAACGUUCGCGACCCGUGAGCUUCUGACAAAAUCUGAUGAGCUGGACUUGGACAUCCUCGUCCUGGAAGCCAGAACAGUCUGUUCCGCCGCCACGGGUCGCAAUGGCGGGCACUUGCAACCACUAAUCCUCUCGGAACGGAGUGGUAUCAUUGGAUUUGAGCUCGCCAACUUCCACUAUGUCGAGGGUCUCGUUGCCGCGAACGACAUCGAGUGCGAUUUCCGGAAGGUGCCAGGAUGUCUAGGUUUCUGGAAUAAGACGUUCUUCGAAGAGGCCAAGGCUGCAUUAGGGCAGGACGCCGACACAGGCAUGGACUUCAACCACACAGACCUUGUCCGCGUUGUCGAAGACGCCGAAGAGCUCAAAGAACUGCGCCUGGUGGACGCGGUGGGUGCUUUCGUCCAGAACAUUGCCGCCAGCUUAUCGCCGUACAAGCUCGUCGUGUGGACGUGGAAGGACAUGUUGUCGCGGUUCCCUCCGUCACGAUUGAAUCUUCAGGCCGAAACCGCCGUCACAGAACUCUCUCGCUCUGGCGAUGAAUGGCUCCUGUACACAUCCCGGGGCACAGUGCACGCGAAGCACGUCGUCCUCACUACGAACGCAUACACAUCACAUCUACUACCACAGUUUGCCAGCCUGAUAUCGCCUGUCCAGGCACAGAUGUCUGCUUUGGUUCUGCCGAAGACCUCGCCGUUCGCGAAGCGACUGAUCCCAAAGAGUUAUGGCUUCAUGGGCGUCGGGAGCCAGGAUCGCGUGAUGAGUGACUAUUUGGUGCAGAACCCGAUCUUGCCAGACAGUGAUGGAAAACGAAGCGGCGGACACCUCAUGUUCGGCGGUGGGAGGCACCACGUCCCCGGUCACGGCGUCGGAGUCAGUGACGACGACUUCGUCGAUCCCCAUGCCGAACUGUAUCUGAGGAGCUUAUCUGAGCGGUUGGACCUUAUUUCCCCCAUGACAGAAUCGGCACCGGAGCCCCAAUCGCAGAAGAAGCCGCUUCUGGAAAUCGUAGCCUCGUGGACCGGUAUUAUCGGAUCUUCUGCUGACGGCCACCCCUGGGUCGGCGCUGUGCCGGAUAUGCCGGGCCUGUUCCUCUGCGGUGGCUACACAGGACACGGUAUGACAAAUGCACCACUUUGUAGCAGACAUAUUGCGAGGUUGGUGCUAGAGAGUGUCCGAGGCAGAAGUAAACUGGAGUACAAGGCCAGUGAGGACUGUGCUGGGGGGAUCGGUGUGCCGAGGGAGUAUGUGCUCACUCGAGAAAGAAUGGAGAGAUUAUUGGCGAUGAAAGCACAGUGA
Molecule: messenger RNA, 1476 nt
Organism: Rhinocladiella mackenziei CBS 650.93
Lineage: Eukaryota; Fungi; Ascomycota; Eurotiomycetes; Chaetothyriales; Herpotrichiellaceae
Exons: 1
Coding region: 1-1476 (491 amino acids)
Cellular component (GO): cytoplasm
Molecular function (GO): oxidoreductase activity
Source: RefSeq, a predicted model, not a curated record